This is a messenger RNA of Cryphonectria parasitica EP155, 2553 nucleotides long. RefSeq names its product DUF221-domain-containing protein. The transcript is spliced from 3 exons. The record is from RefSeq and is a predicted model, not a curated record. The coding region runs from base 1 to 2553 and encodes 850 amino acids. Lineage: Eukaryota; Fungi; Ascomycota; Sordariomycetes; Diaporthales; Cryphonectriaceae. Gene Ontology annotation, cellular component: plasma membrane. Gene Ontology annotation, molecular function: calcium-activated cation channel activity.
AUGAGUUCGAGUGCGGGGUCCAAUCAGGACACGACGCCAGUGUCCCUGUCGGGCUUGAUCUCGACUCUCGCGCCCGUCGCUGUCGUUGCGGGCAUCUACUUCUUGAUCUUCCUCAUCCUGCGCCGCAGCCAGAGGCGUUUCUAUGCGCCUCGUUCCUACAUUGGGAGCUUGCGAGAGACCGAGAGGACACCUGCUUUACCGGGAGGCCUCUUCAAUUGGAUCGGCCACUUUUGGAAGAUUCCCGACAGCUGGGCGCUCCAGACCCAAUCUCUCGAUGCCUUCCUCUACCUUCGCUUCAUCCGCUUGACCGUCGUCAUCUCCUUCGUCGGUUGCUGCAUCACCUGGCCUGUCCUGUUCCCAGUCAAUGCGACUGGCGGUGGCGGUCAGAGCCAGCUGGAUGUCCUGUCCUACUCCAAUAUCAACCAGCAGACCGAGAAGAACCGCUACUUUGCCCAUGCCCUGGUCGCCUGGGUCUUCCUUGGCUUUGUCAUGUAUAUGAUCAUGAGGGAGUGUAUCUACUAUGUCAAUCUCCGCCAGGCUUUCCUAAUCAGCCCCAUGUACUCCGAUCGAGUGUCCUCCCGGACUGUACUGUUCACCUCGGUCCCUGACGACUUCCUGGAGGAGAGAAAGCUGCGCAAGAUCUUUGGAAACUCUGUCCGGCAUGUCUGGAUUACUGGCGACAUCAAGAAGAUUGACGAGCUGGUCGAGAAGCGUGACAAGACGGCUUUCAAGCUGGAGAAGGCCGAGAUCAAGCUUAUCAAGCUUGCCAACAAGAACCGCCUCAAGGCUACCAAGGGUGCUCCCGCCGACGGACAAGAGCAGCAGCCUGCGCUGGACGCCGAAUCAGGUAGCAUCGCUGCUCGCUGGGUUCCCGCCAAGAAGCGGCCCACCCACAGGACUGGUCCCCUCGGGCUCAUUGGAAAAAAGGUUGACUCGAUCGACUGGUGCCGCUCCGAGCUUGCGAGGCUCAUCCCCGAGACGGAAACCGCGCAGGCUGAAUACCGCACCGGCAGUUACAAGAAAAUACCUGCCGUCUUCAUCGAGUUCAGGAGUCAGGCUGAGGCCGAGACUGCCUACCAGGUUCUCGCUCAUCACCAGGCGCUGCAGAUGUCUCCUCGAUACAUUGGAAUCACCCCUCAGGACGUCGUCUGGAAGUCUCUCACAAUUCCUUGGUGGCAAAAAGUCAUCCGUCGAUAUGCUGUUGUCGCCUUCAUCACCGCCCUCGUCAUCUUCUGGGCCGUUCCGGUCGCUGUUGUUGGUGCCAUCAGCAAUGUCAGCUAUCUUGAGCAGAGGUUCUCGUGGUUGAGUUUCCUCAAUAAGGUUCCUUCUGUGAUCAUGGGCGUCAUCACGGCUCUUCUGCCCUCGGUCGCGCUGUCGAUUCUGAUGUCAUUGGUGCCCGUCAUCAUGCGGCUCUGUGCGAAGCUCUCUGGCGAACCGUCGUAUACGCGGGUCGAGUUGUUCACGCAGAAUGCCUACUUCGUGUUUCAGGUUGUCCAGGUCUUCUUGGUCACGACAGUCACAUCUUCAGCAUCGGCCGUUGUCAACGAGAUCAUCUCCACGCCUCAAGAUGCCACCUCGAUCCUCGCCAGCAACUUGCCCAAGGCUUCCAAUUUUUAUAUCUCCUACUUUAUCGUGCAGGGCCUGUCGGUCGCAGCGAGCGUCAUCUCCCAAGCAGUUGGCUUCGUUAUCUUCACACUGCUCUACAAAUUCCUCACCGGCACGCCUCGUGGUCUCUAUAAGAAGUGGGCCUCGCUCAGCGCCAUCUCGUGGGGAAGCACAUUGCCCGUCUACACAUGUAUUACGGUUAUUGCGAUUGUGUACGCCGUCAUUGCUCCUCUCUGCUUGGGAUUCUCGACAAUCGGCAUGGGUCUGUUCUACUUUGCAUGGCGGUACAACGUCCUCUUUGUGACGGACACGAGCAUCGACACCAGAGGUCUAAUCUACCCGCGCGCUGUCAAGCAGCUCUUCACCGGUAUCUACCUGAGCGAGCUGUGCCUCAUUGGCCUCUUUGGUGCAUCGGUGGCUAUCGGCCCACUGGUUCUCAUGAUUGCCUUCACCGUCUUCACGGUCCUCUUCCACAUCAGUCUGAACAGUGCGAUCGACCCACUGCUCUACAACCUUCCCCAGAGCCUUAUGGCCGAAGAGGAAUCCCGCCGUGUCGAUCUGGCCGCGCCAUCCAGUAAUGAGAAGCAGGACGGUGCGAAGAAUGGUGAAACGAAUGGCCACUCGGCCAAUUUGUUCACCAAGUUCUUCAAGCCGUGGAUCUACGCCGACUAUUACACCAUGCAGGGCCUCGUCCCCCGACAUGACAUUGCCUUUGGCUACACCGACCAGAUCGAGGCAGAUGCAUACUACCCGCCCUCUGUCACCUCUUCGGCUCCGCUGCUGUGGAUCCCUCGUGACCAAGCCGGCGUGUCGGCACAAGAGGUUGCCCAGACCAGCAAGGUGAUCCCCAUCACGGACGAGGGCUGCGAGCUGAACGAGAAGAACAAGCUCGUGUGGGACCAGGAUGGUGCCCGACCUCCAGUCUGGGAAGAGAAGAUCUACUACUAG